AGUGCCGCCUUAUUAAUAACAUGUCACAUUUAUGCUACAACUAAUAGGUGUUCAGUCCUUUCUAGGGUGGUCUUCCAGUGACAACCUGCCUGGCUUAAAGUUUUGUCUGUGCCUACAGUGGUAGUCUAAACGACUGGUUUCAUACGCGGCUGCUGUUUAUAGCUCACAGAAAUGGCGACUUGUACUUCUUUUCAGAUUCAGGUGGCCUCCAUCAUGGACGUUUUAACUAAAACGGCGGUAGCAGAAAUUAUUAAACUUGUCGACGAGGCGUCUGCUGCCUUGCGAUUGGAGAUGUGCAGAAGCCAAAGAGAGAACGAAGCGCUAAAAACUAAGUUACUGCUGAUGGAGGGAGAGCUCAGGACUGUGCGAGGAUAUGGAGAGGGAACGCCGGACAAUUCCGUCCCUUUUGAAGUUCAGGUUUGCGAAGAAUUGAAAGAAGCACGAAUACCUAGGGAUGCUGGGAAAGGAAGUGUUGUCGAACUGGAGUCUUUGUGCGAGCGAUUUAGCACAGAUGGGGAGCUGGAUUGGUCUGAGUCUCUGCUGCUCUGUGAGGAUAGGCUGGAAGAGGAUCCAAAGAGCAGCCAAUCACAGACGGAACAGAAGAUCAGCGAGGAGAGUACCUGUGGCACUUCAGGGGCAGCUGCUGCUAAAGGUGGUGAAGGACCCCUCUGUAAGGAGGAGGAGCUGCACAUGCAGCCCUGCCCUGCAGGAGACACAGAAAAGGAGCUGCAGGCAGAACUCAAACAGGAGCCAGAGGAGCAGCCUCUCACCCCCACAUUCCCCCUGCCUGUGGACUUGGGGCUGGAGCUCCAGUCUGUGUGGAGAGAGGCCAAAGGCUCAGGAAUGAGUUUGGAAAAACACAGACAUCGUGGUGGAAAGUGGGAGCAUUACAGAGGUUCUUGGAGGCUGCGCUUGGAGGAGGACGAGGGCCCAGUGUCGCACCUUGAGCAGAAACAAAAUGGCCGCCCCCUGGUGGAGGAGCCCAUCAUUUGCGAACUUUGCGGGAAAUUAUUUGAUUGUGCACACUCCCUUGAGCUGCACUACUUGGUCGACCACAGAGAGAAACUGUUCAGCUGUGCUGUGUGCAGAAAGGGCUUUGCCAAGAAAUGCCAUCUCCGAUCUCAUCAGAGUGUCCACACAGGAGAGAAACCGCACAGCUGCAACAAGUGUGGGAAGAGCUUUGCCCAUCAAUCUAAUCUCAAAUCUCACCAGAGUGUCCACACUGGGGAGAAACCACACCGCUGCAACGAGUGCGGGAAGAGCUUUGCCCAUUUAUGGAACCUUAAAACUCACCGAAGGAUCCACACCGGAGAGAAACCAUUCAGUUGCACACUGUGCAGCAGGAGUUUCUCCCAGAAUCAUGUUCUUCAGAAACACAUGCUGACUCACUCGUAGGAAAGAACAAAAUUCUGGAAAACUUUAGCUAUAUCUUUGACUUUACUGCUCCUUCUGGGCAACAAAGUUGCACUACCAGGGGCCCUGAAGCUCAUAAACGUCAGUGGUUACCAGAGGUAUUUCAGUCAGUUAACCCUUCCUGCCCCAAGCCCAAUAUGAAUAUAAAUCUAAGGAAGUUAUACACUACCCUUGUCAGACCACACUUAAAGAGUACUGUGUUCUGGGGACCGCACUACAAGAAAGAUAUAGAGGGGCAAACCGAUUGAUUCCAUGUGUAAAAGAUAAAAGUUAUGAGGAAAGACUUGAGAUGCUUAAUCUCUUUAAGUUUAGUAAAAGGAGAUUAUGGGGGGAUUUGCUUAACUAAGCCAGGGGUCGGCAACCCUGGUCCUGGAGAACCACAGGUGUGCUGGCUUUCGUUGUUACUUAGUACUUAAUUGAUCAAUGAAAUUGAUCAGUUAAUUACACAGUUAACUCUUAUCACAUUGUUUCUUGGGUCUGAAUCGGUUGCUUGUUUUAAGGUGUAAACAAAAACCAGCACACCCUGCGGCUCUUUACUAAGCAGUAGAUACACUUUAGUGAUCUUUAGCAUUGCUGGGCUGAAUGGCCUGUUCUCACUGUUAUGCCCUUAUGUGGCUCCACCCAAAUCCCAAGGGGGUCUUUGCUUUGAUUGAGAAAAUUGGGAAAGUUCAGAACUUGAAAGGGUUUUAAUAGGGGCUCAGAACAAUGGCAUAGUGGUCAUUGACAAGAUAAAAGGUCGAGAGUGCCAUAUGACACUUUGAGAGUGAAAGGCUUAAGCUUCUGCUGCCAAAAAGCUAAUUUGAAAGUUAAGUUGAAAUCCAUUAAGAACUAUGAAUUUACACUGGUGACAUUAUUCUAUUCUGGACACUAUUUUGAAGAUUCCCCCCCCCCGCCCCCCCCAUUCAUAUUAAUCCCUUCAUGUUUAGAUACCCAGUAUACAUGCCCCAAAAUCCCCAUUGGCAAACAUGGUGGCCUCCAUGAGCUGGCUCCUUGUGCCAGUGGCCAGCUCCCAUAGCAUCCCGGUAAGCGGAUGAUGUUCCCAGCGGUUGAUUUUGAUAAGCGUAAGGUUUGAUUCACGUCUCAGCCUCACAAUGGCUUCCUUGACUCCAAAGGCAAUGAAAAAACCGAAUGAAAAACGAAAGGCGAGAUCAUAAGAAAGCUUUCUUAUACCUGCACCAAGAAAGCAAUAAAUACACGUUUUGCCAUCAGAAACGGCUGCGUAAUCAACUGUCCAAUUACUUUUCGUCCCCUAAAAUGGGGGGGAUGUGUAUAAAAAUUGAUGGAAUAUGGAUAUAAAUACCCUCAGACUAAAGGUGGCCUCCAUCAUGGAGGUUCUAGCGAAAACGGCAGUGGCAGAAAUGACUAAACUUGUCGAUGAUGAGUCUGCUGCCUUGCGAUUGGAGAUGUGCAGAAGCCGAAGAGAGAACGAAGCUCUAAAAGCGAAGUUACUGCUGAUGGAGGGAGAGCUCAGGGCUGUGCGAGGAUACGGAGAGGGAACGCCGGGCAAUUCUCUCAACAUCUCUUUUGAAGUUCAGGUUUGCGACGAAUUCAGAGAAGCACAAAGACCGAAGGUGACAGAACGCGUCGGUGACGAGCGAUGGUGCACAGCUCCUGCCAAAGAUGACCAGAACAUGGAGAAGGAAAGAGAUCCUCUGGAUGCCUUGGAUAUAAAGUACGAGCCUGUAGAUGGGGAGCAGGAUUGGUCUGAAUCUCUGCUGCUCGGUGAGGAUAGGCUGGAAGAGGAUCCAAAGAGCAGCCAAUCACAGACGGAACAGAAGAUCAGCCAGGAGAAUACCUGUGGCACUUUGGGGGCAGCUGCUGGUAGUGGUGGUGAAGGACCCCUCUGUGAGAAAAAUAAACUCAAACAGGAGCCGGAGGGGCAGCCCCUCACUCUGGGACCCCCCCCUCUGGGGUCCACAGUGGGGCUGGAUCUCCAGUCUGGGUGGAGCGAGGCCGCCAGCUCAGGAACGAUUCAGGAAAACAACGUACGGCUCGGAGGAAGUGCGGAGCUGGUAGGUGCGCAGUUGGACAGCGAUUUAUCUUCUCCGCGAUGCAGAGCUUCACGGAGGCUGCGCUCUGCCCAUGGGCCACCUGAGGACAUUUUGGCAGAGAUGCCGUUCCCUCUGGGUUCUCCAGGAGAGUGUGAUGGAAGCGCCCCGUGUGAGGCGAGUUCUGACACGUCAGCAGAAGCAAAGAGUCCCUGCAGAACUGAGGGAGAGGAGGAGGAGUUCAUCUGCACACGCAGUGAGAAGACGUUCCCGGACGCUCUCGAACUGAAGACGCACGAGGAGCAGCACAGCGCGGGGAAACGUUUCAGCUGUUCAGAGUGCGGCAAGGGUUUCACUUCCUUCAGCGUCCUGGAAGAACACCAGAGGAUUCACAGCAGGAAGAAACCGUUCUCCUGCUCAGGGUGUGACAAGACCUUCUCCCAGUGGCAUGUGCUUCAAGCGCACGAAGACGUGCACAAGAAGCAGAAACUGUACGUUUGCACGGAUUGCGGAAAACGCUUCCUGUACAAAGGCUACCUUAAAACCCACCAGCGCGUUCACACCCGAGAGAAACCCUUCACUUGCGAUCAGUGUGGAAAGUGCUUCUCCCAGAUCAGCAAUCUUAAAACUCACCAGGUGACUCACACGGGAGAGAAAUGCUUCAGCUGCACAGUGUGCAAUAAGAGCUUUUCCCAUCUCCAUGUUCUUAAGCAUCAUCAAAGAAUCCAUACAGGGGAAAAGAGAUUAAAUUGCAAACUUUGCGGCAAAUUAUUUGACAGUGCAGACUCCAUGAAAGUGCACCGGUCCACCCAUUACAGAGAGAAGAGGUUCCGCUGCAUCGCGUGCGGAAAGGACUUCACCGCGAAGAGUAGUCUCCAAACCCACCAGAGUGUCCACACCGGAGAGAAACCGUACCUCUGUAACGUGUGUGGGAAGAGCUUCGCCCAUCAAUGCAAUCUUAAAACUCACCAAAGGAUCCACACCGGAGAGAAACCAUUCAGUUGCACACUGUGCGGCAGGAGUUUCUCCCAGAAUCACGUUCUUCAGAAACACAUGCUGACUCACUCUUAGGAAAGAUAAAUCUGUGACUUUACUGCUCCUUCUGGGCAACAAAGUUCCCCUUAGAGUGGCGAGGAGCGGAACCGUACGAUCACAUUUUACACAUUACAGGCAUUACAUUACAUUACAUUACAUCACUACAUCGCAUUACAUUACAUGACAUUACAUUACCACUACCAGCAGCUGCCCCCAAAGGGCAGCCUGUAGCGUAGUGGUUAAGGUAAAUGACUGGGACAUUUACCUGCUUAGUCUCAUCAACUGUAUGUCGCUCUGGAUAAGAGCAUCUGCCAAAUGCCAAUAAUGUAAUGUAAUGUAAUGUAACGUCACAUCACUACAUUACAUUACAGGCAUUCAAUUACAUUACAUUACAUUACAUUACAUUACACU
Molecule: messenger RNA, 4847 nt
Organism: Conger conger (European conger)
Lineage: Eukaryota; Metazoa; Chordata; Actinopteri; Anguilliformes; Congridae
Product: oocyte zinc finger protein XlCOF6-like
Exons: 8
Coding region: 2700-4472 (590 amino acids)
Source: RefSeq, a predicted model, not a curated record